Messenger RNA from Thlaspi arvense, 1357 nucleotides. The record is from the annotation of a GenBank genome assembly. NCBI's taxonomy places the organism in Eukaryota, Viridiplantae, Streptophyta, Magnoliopsida, Brassicales, Brassicaceae.
UGAAAAAGAAACAAAUAAAGGGAAAGAAAUCAUGACAGCUUUAUAUACGUUGAUUUCUUCCGAUCAUUUUCUCUCCCUCUCUUUCUCUGUCUGUGAGCUAAUCGUACAAACAAAAUCCGCUUCAAGAUUAGGGUUUGAAGAACAAAAAAGUAUCUCUCUCUCCGUCUUUGUUCAAGAAUAUGCAAGAAGCAGCGUUAGGUAUGAUCGGAGCCACCGUGGGCGGUGAUAGAGACGCCGCCGUGGUGGCGGAGCAGAAUAGACAGAUGAAAGGUGAGAUAGCGACACAUCCGAUGUACGAGCAAUUAUUGGCCGCACACGUGGCAUGUCUCAGAGUAGCAACUCCGAUCGAUCAGCUUCCGAUCAUAGAAGCUCAGCUUUCUCACUCUCAUCAUCUUCUCCGUUCUUACGCCUCGACCUCCGUUGGAUUCUCGCACCAUGAUCGCCACGAGCUCGACAAUUUCUUGGCACAAUAUAUAAUGGUGUUGUGUAGCUUCAAAGAACAGCUGCAACAGCACGUGAGGGUUCAUGCCGUCGAAGCCGUUAUGGCUUGCCGUGAAAUUGAGAACAACCUCCACUCUCUUACAGGAGCAACGUUAGGAGAAGGGUCUGGUGCAACGAUGUCCGAGGACGAGGACGAUCUUCAGAUAGAUUUCUCAUCGGAUAAUUCCGGCAUUGAUUUUAGCGGUGGCCACGAUAUGACAGGAUUUGGUCCAUUGCUUCCGACUGAGUCGGAAAGAUCUCUUAUGGAAAGAGUCAGACAAGAACUUAAACUCGAACUCAAACAGGGAUUUAAAUCAAGAAUUGAAGAUGUAAGAGAAGAGAUAAUGAGGAAAAGAAGGGCAGGGAAAUUGCCUGGAGACACAACUACUGUCUUGAAAAAUUGGUGGCAACAACAUUGCAAGUGGCCUUACCCUACUGAAGAUGACAAGGCGAAAUUGGUAGAGGAGACAGGAUUACAGUUGAAGCAAAUCAACAAUUGGUUCAUUAAUCAACGCAAGAGAAAUUGGCACAACAACUCUCACUCCCUCACUUCCUUGAAGUCCAAGCGCAAACACUAAUCUCUUCUUACUAAUUAGUAUAAAUUUUACCGCUACAUAUUCAUACUAAUUACAUUGGUUAUUCAUGCAUGACAAUUAUGUAAUUCAUGUUAUUGAUAUAUAAUAAUGAGGUGUGCCCACUAAUAUCAUGUACUUAGCUUAUUACAUCCCCCCAACCACUAUAUGAUUUGUGCUUUAAUUUGUGUCAUUAAGACUUUUCGUUACUAGAUUGUAAUUGAUUAUUUGUUUUACUCUUUUGCAGUGUAUUCAAAAAUAUUUUCUUGUAACCAGAAUAGUUUUGAAGUAUCAUUUGAAGAUUA